Nematostella vectensis (starlet sea anemone) is the source of this 2087-nucleotide messenger RNA. RefSeq lists its product as uncharacterized. NCBI's taxonomy places the organism in Eukaryota, Metazoa, Cnidaria, Anthozoa, Actiniaria, Edwardsiidae. The coding region runs from base 1 to 1389 and encodes 462 amino acids. The record is from RefSeq and is a predicted model, not a curated record. The transcript is spliced from 12 exons.
AUGGCGGAAGAACGAGAACAGCAAAGACCUCUACGAAAUCUGCUUGAAAACGUGUACACAGUGCAUAGAAAUGACAUCAAGACGUAUGCCAGCGGACAUUUGAACCCAAGUAAACUAUUGAAAUCAGAAGAUGAAAGGCAUAAAGCGUGGGAAAGCUCAAAUAAGCCCCCAAUUCGUUUGAAGCAGCCAUCUCAGCUGGUGAACCUCCCCACUCACAGAGGCAUGUCUGAGGGGGAGACUAAAGCAACACGGAUGAGGGAUAUGCUGAUUGAGUUUAGUUUAGGUCCUGUGGGCAGCACACUCGGUGCAAUAGGACCACAAGUCAUUGCCAGAGAUGAUGAAGAUGGCAUCUCUCCCAAACCUGAUGAAAUGGAGCUGAAGACGAAGCCAAUCAAUGUUGAGGAGCUAAGGUUACCUGAAAUUAUGGUUCCAGUUGCUCAUAAAGGCAAACAAGGAAAGGAAGGCGGGUACCAAUCCACGUUUGUGGAGAGUUAUCUUGCUCAAUCCACAAAGGCUGAUCAAUUUGCCAGCUUUAAGGACUUUGAGGAGAACGUAAUCAACCUUGGACAUGCUAAUGAUAGAGGGGUCCUAACGGGUGAAAAGAUGGCAAGAACAUUAGGAAGAAAGCUUAACAAGAAACUUAACGCACUUGAUUCAUCAAGUCAAAGGGGGCCUAAUUUCCAUAAGCUCCAAAUCUUCACUGACGUUUGGCAAGACAUUAUAAAUCAGUCUGACACAUUUGGAGAUGUGCUUCAGAAAAUAAAGGAUGAGUAUGACAACUACAUGUCCUACCUCCUGGAUGCCCAGCGUCCGUCUCAGCACAGAAUGCUCUACCGCCACCUGGAGAGCCUGACGCAGGACCAGGCGACCACGGCAGAGUUAAAAAAGGAGCAAGAGCGUGUCAAGAGGCUGGAGACCCAGGCAAGGCAACUCCUGUGUGAAAAUGCAAGGUUGAGAGAGAUUCUUAGAGAAGAAGAAAAUCUUGCCUUGGAGGAGAUUGAAAGUGUCCCCAAAGAGCCACAAUCAAAGGGGUACAUACAUGUGGAGGAAGUCCCUAAAGACUUGGAGGAGCAGAUCAAUGAUCUGCAUGCCCAGAUCUUGGGUCGGCUAGAUGCCAUUGAGGGGCUGAAGAAGUACCAGCAUGAGCACUGCGUCCCAAUCUCCGUCUGCCACCAUCUUGAACAGUGCAUCAAAGAAACAGAGGUUGACAUACAGAAAACAAUAAAAAACAACGAGUUCUUGGAGAAAUCUAUAGAGGAUUUGGAAAUAGAACUUUCAGAAUUGCUAGAGAAGUCAGGAUCCAAGGAAAGCGAUUCAAGGAAAUUAUGGAAAAAGAUUAAUAAUCUGGAAGUGAUCAAAUUUGGGAAAGAGCAAGAAAAGAAACUGUGAAGGAAACUAAAGAAACAUAGUACCUCAAGUUGAUUAUACAUAGGUCGAACCCAAGAGGUGCACACCGACUAGUUCUCCUAAAAAAGUCACAUGAUUGGCAAGAAAAUAAAUUUUAGCCUUACGGAAAAAAAUGGGUGUGGUCAACAGAUCCAAGAGUGGCUGAAGGGGAGGUGUCAUAUGGAAAAUAAAAAAUGAUUUAAUUUGAUGAUACUUUUAAAGAGAUUACCCUUUUAAAGCAGCCAAAGGGGUGUGUAUGCAUCUGCCUUUGAGAGAGUAGACAUAGUGAUGUGCAUAAUUGAGAUUUCAUAGUUGAGAUUCCAACCCUAGACUUGCACCCAUUGUAAAAAUUAAAGCUAUAUUCUCAAUCACACAGCUUGAGACAUAUUAAGUGAUAACAGACCUACAGUAAGGGAUAGGGCGACCAUGCCUAUGACUUUUUUAGGGUGUGUCCACCAGGGGGAGUACUGUUAUGUUGGUCAAAUCCUUGUAACUUUCCAAGGGAUGAGGAACAUUGAGAUUGUUACAUUAUUUAUUCAGUGGCCUUUUGUUUUGGUUCUCUUUUAUUGUUUUUCAGGGAAAUAGAAUUGUACAUUCUCUUCUGUAUGAUACUGUAAAUAUGGUAAAGUAUAACUUUCAGGUUAAAAAAAUCUUUUUUUAGAACAUACUUAUAUAAAUAAAAAUAAAAACAUUCUAAAGAA